This is a messenger RNA of Sphaeramia orbicularis (orbiculate cardinalfish), 4366 nucleotides long. It is a transcript of the gene slc35e4, whose product is annotated as solute carrier family 35 member E4. The record is from RefSeq and is a predicted model, not a curated record. NCBI's taxonomy places the organism in Eukaryota, Metazoa, Chordata, Actinopteri, Kurtiformes, Apogonidae. The transcript has 3 exons. Bases 234 to 1358 code for a protein of 374 amino acids.
AACUACAAUUCGCACAGGAGGCAGUUGCAUUGGACUUACACCGUGCGCUGACAGUAUGACACAGACGGACUCACUCGGACAUGAGUAGCAUUGCCCUUUAAAUAAACCAUCCAAUGACACUGGAGCGCGUCCACCUCGGCUUGACUCACGGUACGAUGGGACGGUGACGGACGGAGAGCUGUGGAUGCUGUCAAUGUACCCGUCGAAGAAUAAGAGAGAACAAUGAUGCGAACAUGAUCAGGACUGAUGGCUUCUCAAAAUGCGAGGCGACUCUGCAAGAAAGAGGCAGGAGGAGGCCCCCCUCAGAGAUGCUCCAUCUGCUGUCGGCUGUCAUUGUCUGGCUGGUGACCGGAACCACCAUCUCCAGCCUCAAUAAAUGGAUAUUUGCUGUUUACAACUUCAGGUAUCCCCUGUUGCUGUCUGCAUUGCACAUGCUAACAGCCAUAGUGGUGGACUAUGGGUUGAUCAAACUGCGGGUUAUUCGCCACAGAGGGGUUGGAGAGCAAGACCUGACUACCAGUGCAAAAUGCAAGGUGUUCCUAUUGAGUCUGACAUUCUGUGCCAGCAUCGCAUUCGGGAACAUGGGUCUGAACUACGUCCAGCUGUCAUUUGCACAAAUGAUUUACACAACCACCCCACUCUUUACUCUCGCUAUAUCCACCUUGAUCCUGGGCAAACAGCAUCAUAUCCUCAAAUACACAGCAAUGAUGCCCAUCUGCCUGGGUGCCUCACUGAGCAUCAUGGGGGAAGUCCAGUUUGAUCAGACCGGCUGCAUCUUUGUUUUUGCAGCAACUAUGUUGAGGGGUGUCAAGUCUAUCCAGCAAAGCAUUUUACUUCAGGAGGAAAAAAUCAAUUCUGUGUUCCUGCUCUACCUGAUGUCCAUUCCUAGUUUCUGCAUCUUGGCCGUGGCAGCUCUAGCCCUGGAGAACUGGGCUCUGCUGGAGUCGCCGCUCCACUAUGACCGACAUCUGUGGGUCUUCAUCCUGCUCAGCUGCAUGGGCUCAGUUAUGUACAACUUGGCGAGCUGCUGCGUCAUCACGCUCACCUCUGCCGUCACUCUGCACAUCCUCGGCAACCUGAGCUUGGUGGGGAACCUGCUGCUGUCUCAGCUGCUUUUCGGUAGCGAGUUGUCCGCCCUCAGCUGUGCUGGUGCAGUGCUGACAUUGUCUGGCAUGCUCAUUUAUCAGAACUCAGAGUUUAUCGUCAGCUACCUGGACUCACGCAGGGCCAGAGUCAAAGGGUCUGGACAGGUGGACUUCAGCACUGCUGAUGCAGCGGACAUGGACAAAGCUAGUACAUCAGAGUCAACAUAUCAGCAGCAGAGAACAGACAAAAAACAAGAAGACAAGGUUGACUGAUUUUAGAGGAUGAAGGAGAGAAUUCAAUGUGCAAGUGACAGAAACACUGGCAGAAACAAUGACAGAAACACUGGCUGUAGUUUUUUACUAUUUGUGUUGUUGGUCAAGAGCAGCAGAGGGAGUUUGACCUUAUAAGGCCAUCAUCACUGAUGAUGUGACAAAUCUCAUUUAGCUUUUUUUUUUUUUUUUUUUUUUUUUUUUUAACUUCCUCACUGUGCCAAUUUGUCUCUGGUCACACAGAACUCGAGUCUGCUGAGAUAAAAAUGAAAAAAGGUUGCCUUUAUUUACCAUGCUGAUGGUUACAUUCUCUCCUUCAUCUGUAUAUCACUCAUAAAUAGCCUAUAGUGGUAUAUGCAUGCAAGAGCACACUAAACUGUUUAAUACCUCAUGAGGUAUUCACACUGUCACUCAUAAUACUCCACUGUGAAAAUGUUCUCAUUUACAGAGGGCUCUAACUUUAGUCGUGGGUGGCUGUUGUGGAUAUUGUAAGCUGCAAAGAGGGCUAGUGGGACAUUGGAGGAGCAGGGCUGACAAAGUACUCUGCCUCAAAAUUUAAACGGGCACAAUUUGUAUAUGAAAAAUAACAUAAAUGUACAUGUGAAUAACUGUUACCUGAUAUUCACUUGGUCCUGUCAUAAGUGACUAGGAUUUUUGGCAGCUUUCAUUUUGUUAGUACAUAAAGUGAGAAGCUUGUUACAUAAGGAUUCCGCUGUCGUUGCAGGGCUUAAACUUUUAUUUAGAGAUGGAAUUUAAAGUAAUGAACAAAGUGGACAUUUCUGUGCAACGGAUUGCCUUUUUUUUUUUUUUUUGUUCUUGUGUUGAAGCAGAUUUAAUUGGAGGUCUUCACUCUGUGUUCUGUCCUGAACUAAGAAACUCAGUGUGGAUUUCCAAUCAAGGCUGAGAUUUUUUUUGCUUCAAACAAUGGUCUCCAAAGAAUAAGUCCAAUUAUUUCCACCCUUUACAACAGAGUUCUCACUGCAGCUGCACCUUGAUAAUUAGGAUCACAAGUUCUCUAAGGAGUGUCAUUCAACUUUAGCAGUCUUUUCCCUUGACAGGAUGUGCAAAAAGAAGAUAAAGUGGCUCUUUAAAGAAACAGUUCAACAUUUUGGCAAAACACUUCUUAACUUAUUUGAGAGAGUUUGAUUAAAACAGCUACCUACACUCACAGAAAACACCCAUAAACCACAUUAAAGCUUACUUAUAGGCAUGUCCUACAAUGGGCAUUGAAAUUACUACUGUAGAUGGAUGGAUAAACUGUUGUUUACUGAGAAAUAGUUACAGCACAGAAUUCCUUUGAAAAUCAAAGACCUAUUUUCCUCUUUAUUGCCUUUUCGGGAUGGGAAUUAAUGUUUCUUUUUGCUGACAGUAAAGUACCAGAAUAUCAGUGAUUAUUACUGAUUUAAAAAAAAUCAAUUCUGCUUUUGAUUCCUAAAUAAUUUCUUGACUAGUAAAUAUAAUCAGCACAGUUAAAAGGUGUCUGAUCUCUAGCAGCAGAUGCAAUUUGUACUGAAUAACUUCUGAAAAAAUGUUGUAUUCCAUCCCACAUCGAAGCCUUUUCCUCCUCUUUCCCUUUCACAAACAAACUUAAACUUAAUCAAAUUAGGUGCAGAAGUGUAUUUCCAUCUGUUGAACCAUUAUAUCUUAAACAUAAUGUGUGUCAUUUAUAAGAUGAAACCUUCCACUUUCUGACCGACAUUUUUUUAAGUUUGCCAAACCGCCCCACGUUGAUAAAACUGACUUCUGCUGGACAGUGUUGUUUUUUGUCAGUAUUUGUAUUAUUUUUGUUUUGUGAGAGGAUUUUAUGCCCCUUUUUUAUUUAUUUAAAAGAGCAUAUUUAUUUUUGGAGUUUCAGUCACUGGCUUUGUAAUGCUGUAGAUUUUGGUUGUGAAGUGUCUUGCACCUGAUAUGCAUGUGAUCCUCUGUCACUAACCUCUGCUGUUAUGUUUUUGGAGAGAAUCUGACACAAGUCAGGUCACUGCAUGUCUCUGAUCCUGAAGACACUUUGAACAUCCCAGGAUGUCUGACACUCCCUCCUACAUGUUUUGUAUGCCAAAUGUUUACUUUGAGAACUUGUUAAGUCACACUGUUGUUUUGCUGGUUCUUUGAGUGAUCAGACACAGCAUCAUUUUACACAGUUUGACAUUUUAAAACAGGAAGCCAUACAAAAAGGUUACUGACUUUGACAAUACCUGCCACAUUUUCUGCAAAUUUUGUCAUAAGUGUAUCUACAGGCAAACUGUCUUGAAAGAUUUUAUUGUGUCAUUGACCUUUGUAAAAUUGUAGAAUUCAAAGCAUCAUAUAUUUAUAUAUGAUGAUGUUUUUCAAUCCUUUACUCAAACAAGAGAAGACUACAGGAAUUUAUUUUUCAUUUACUUUUAUUAUUUUGGAGUUUAAAAGUCUGUGUUAACUUGUUUUGCUUUUUGUUUAAUCAUGAUUAACUAUCAGAAAUAGAUAAAGCAGCAUUAUUAAGCCUAUAAUGCGAUUGAUGGCGUUUAGCAGAGAGGUCUGAUCAUGCAUCAAAAUGAAUCUGAACAAAUUUUGAUGCAUAAGCCUUGGUAGUCAUUUGUCGUUUACUAUUUGUUAAGCUGUCUUGACAGAUUUCAUGUUUGGUUUAUUAUGAACAAGGGGCAAAACACCUGUUGCACUGACAAGGUACGAAGACAUUGCCUUCAAAGCCAGUGGUUCCUGUGCACAUGCUGGUUUUAUUUGUUUGCUAAGCUUGUUGGAUGUAAAUAGGUAUUUUAUUAUAUUUAUGUAUUUUAUAGUCAGAUAAGGGCGGUCUAAGAGAGAAACAUUUGCCUCAUGCCUUAUUUGGACAUACUGCACAUAAGUGGGGAGUGACUUGAUCUGUCAUUUUGUCAAAAUCUGUUUAAUACUUUGAAUGCCAAACGUGGCCACUGGUGCUUCUUUUUAGGGGCAGUGAUGUGGUCAGGUAAUAGAAAUGAGAUGUUUAAUUGCUUGAAUGGAAGGACUUGGACUGGUACAAUAAAACAUAACAUCAAACACUA